This is a messenger RNA of Chanos chanos (milkfish), 1570 nucleotides long. RefSeq names its product Poly(U)-specific endoribonuclease-C-like. The transcript has 7 exons. The record is from RefSeq and is a predicted model, not a curated record. Lineage: Eukaryota; Metazoa; Chordata; Actinopteri; Gonorynchiformes; Chanidae. Gene Ontology annotation, molecular function: RNA endonuclease activity. Bases 13 to 885 code for a protein of 290 amino acids.
GACAAAGCAGCAAUGGCAAGGGGCCAGAAUAUAAACCAGGAGCUCUCAGAUGUGCUAAACCAAAUGUGGAAGGUUGAUGUGAAUCGCUUGAAGCCGGGGAAGGACUAUACCAUCUCUCUGCAGGGAAAGGCUGGUUAUGUUGCUCAGGGCAGUAACUAUGCCAGAGACAGGGCCAGGUCACCUCUGUUCUCUUAUGUCAAUGAGGAGAAGCUCAAAACUAUCCCUACCUAUGCCCACUUCAUGAAUCUUUUGGACAACUAUGAAAUGUCCACGGGUGUAACUGAACAGGUGACAUCACAGGAAGUCGAGGAGAAUAAUUCCUUCUUAAAUGCCAUCCUUGAGACAGAAGUCAUGCAGUGUGCCUACAGAUACCUGGUCAGUAAGGGCAUGGCUCAUCCUGAGAUACGGCAAUUUAAGAAUCAACUCUAUGAGAUAUGGUUCAGACUGUAUAACAGAGACCGGAGUGGAGGUGCUGAUUCAUGUGGUUUUGAGCAUGUAUUUGUUGGUGAGACCAAACAUGGAAAGGAGAUCAUGGGCCUCCAUAACUGGGUUCAGUUUUACCUGCAGGAGAAGCAUGGCCAUGUGGACUAUAAGGGUUACAAAGCCAGAGACAACAAAGACACACCAGAUGAGGAUGAUCACGUCUUGAACCUGCAGUUCAGCUGGAAGGGCCUGGUCAAGCCUGUGGGCAGCUCGUUCAUCGGAGUCAGCCCUGAAUUUGAGGUCGGACUCUUCACCAUUGUCUUCCUCAUGUCCACUGAGCGGACGUCAAAUGUCGUGGUGAAGGUGGAUGAAUAUCUGCUGGAGAUCAUAGUGUGCAGAUAUGGGCGUUCCAUCGGAACAUCCUAUCCUAAGAUGCUCAGCAGCAAUAACAGGGAUUUGUAGAUCCUUCAUCGUGGAUCCUCAUAGUAAAGAGUGUACAGUAAGUCAGAGGUUUGUUAAGACAGUUUGAACAGAAUACUGGUUUCUUUUGGUUGCUGCUGUCUCUGACAUUUCUCUCUUAAAUUACAUAAAGUGCAGCUAACCCAUUUUUUCUAAUAUUUUUGUUUGUUUGUUUAAAACAAAUGCAGUUUAUUAUGUUUCUCUGAUUAUAAAAUAUUAUCUUGGAAAGAAAUCAAAAUAUAUUUUUCAGCUGUUUUAUGUUUCUAAAAAAAAGGAGCCAAAGUUUUCCAUUUGGCACCGAAUGUGAUGUUUUUCAAAAAUCUUUUUCAGUUGACUUAAAUGAUUGCUUGUUCACAGACUAAAAACACAGAUAGGGCACAAAUGUUUUCAUUAACCACUGUGGGAUGACAACAAGGCAGCUUUAAUAAUGCACCAUAGCAUGGUCUAUAUUGUCUAUGUUUCGUUUAAUUCACCAUAUUGAAUAUUUGUCAAACUCUGAAGCUUUAAUUUUUUGUUUUCUAUAUUUUCAUUUGUUUGUGUCACUGUUUUUGUGUUACUUUAUAACAGCAUCUUAAAAAGAAAACAAAUGUGGAAAUAGAAAGUUCAUGCUUUAAUCUUUUUCAAAACAUUAUAUUAUAGCACCUUAUUUCAAUUUUAUAGCCACUAUUAAUUAAUUGCAAUUGUAAUU